This is a messenger RNA of Papilio xuthus (Asian swallowtail), 6157 nucleotides long. RefSeq lists its product as uncharacterized. Gene Ontology annotation, biological process: protein dephosphorylation. Gene Ontology annotation, molecular function: protein phosphatase regulator activity; calcium ion binding. The record is from RefSeq and is a predicted model, not a curated record. Bases 301 to 3255 code for a protein of 984 amino acids. The transcript is spliced from 11 exons. Gene Ontology annotation, cellular component: protein phosphatase type 2A complex. Lineage: Eukaryota; Metazoa; Arthropoda; Insecta; Lepidoptera; Papilionidae.
CCGCUCGCUUUCGAUGUCGGUUUGUUGUCACUCGCCGCAACCAGCUUGCCGCAUCGUGAUCCGCGAUCGUAGCCUUUGUUUAUAGUUCCACGCGCGCUCGCCGCUCCGACACAGCUGUUCGUGUAAUCAUUGACGUACCGUUUAAGUGCCGUUCCCCAGUGAUCGCAGUUUCAGUGGGUUCCUCUCAGUGUAGUCGUUUGUGUCCACCGUGUGUGCCGAUGGGGCGUUUGCGUCCGUGAAGCGACCGGAGCGGCAGCAGGUGCCUCGUAUAUCGGCUGCAAGCCGGCGAGCGGCUCGGCCAUGGCGGCCACUGCCCGCCGCGAGAUAGACACCGGCGAGGAGGACAUCGCCGCAAUAGCUAAACAGAUAUCGGACCAUGCAGAAGCUAUCUAUCAGACGUGGAAAGCGCGCGGCCUAGCGCCCACGGAGAUAUUGUCAUGCAGGCCCACGCCCGGCAUAAAAUUGACAGAAAGCUUACGCUCCAAACCUCGGCCGGAGCCGAAGCCUGAAAUAAAACAAAGACCGGAGUUCCGCCGCGACCAGCGUUCGGAGGGCGCGCGGGAGCAACGAGUCGAGUCAAGGAGGGAGCAGCGAACCGAGCCCGAGGAGGACGCGAUGGAUGUAACGUUGCCCCCAGACUUGGUACCAGAACGUAACGGUGCCGGUAGCAGUGCGCCUUCUCGUCGGGGCGAUUCCGCAGCGAUGCGGCUGGAGGUGGCCCGCGAGGAGGAGCGGUUGCUGCGGGCGCUGCGCACCGGCGGAGUCGUGGCCGAGAGGACCGCGGAGAGGCCGGACGUCGUGCCGCCGGUUUCUCUGGUCGACUAUGCCAAGAGUCGGUACCAGGACAGGCUCGACACUGGUGCGAGGAAGCCGGCGGCCGGGGCGGGUGGCGAGAGACGGGCGUCGCUCGGCUCGCAUGUCACUGAGGCCAGAUCCAAGUUUGAAGCACGCGCUCGCCGUGCUACCAGUGCAGGCGCCAGCGCCGGCAAUGGCGAGUCCGCCUCCGCCUCAGGAGCUGCUCCCGUUCGUCCAUUCCUCACGCGAGGUUCUGUGGCCGAACGAGUGCUUAUGUUUGAACGAUGCCCCAGCGAAGCCACUCUAGAGCUUGCUAAGCGAAAAUCACCUGCGGCGACGACAUGGCGGGGACCGCACGACGUCAUAAACAGAGCACAGAGUUAUGCAGCGUCAACACCCACAAAGGCAUCAUCAGCACCUCCACACACGACGCUUCAGCGCACGGUGCGGGGCGCAGCAGGCAGCGGAGCGCCGGCGCGGGUGAUACCCCGCUUCCAUUUCCCCAAGGGCCGCCCUCCGCCACCGCACCAGCAGGACCAUGCGCUUCACAAAGUGCAGUCAGCCUUCGCCACAUUUCCUAAUAGUCAGGUUCCUCGCGAGAGUUUCAAGCACAUAGUGGCGGCAUGCGAAUGCCCGCUGUACUGGAAGAUGCCGCUAUUCCUGGCCACGCAGCAGAGCCUGCACGCCUCAGUCGACGGGCACAAGUUCAUUGACUUCUGGAGAGAGAUGACGUCACAGUGUCACGACAUGGCCUCCCGGUUCGUGUACAUCUUGACCCGGGGGAAGAGCAACACAUUAGCGCCUGAAGACUUUGUGCCUCUAGUGCAGGAUGUCGUCGACACACAUCCCGGUCUCUCCUUCUUGAAGGAAGCCACCGAAUUUCACUCCAGAUACGUGCAUACGGUGAUCGCGCGGAUAUUUUACUGCGUGAACCGGUCGUGGUCGGGUAGAAUAUCGAUACCAGAGCUGAGAAGGUCAAACCUUCUGCAGGUCAUACAGCUGCUGGAAGAUGAAGAGGAUAUUAAUCAAGUUACACAGUAUUUUAGUUACGAGCAUUUCUACGUGAUCUACUGCAAGUUCUGGGAGCUGGAUCGCGACCACGACCUUUUUAUAGACAAGCACGACCUCGCCCGGCACAACGACCAUGCUUUGUCAAGCCGAAUGAUAGAGCGUGUGCUAUCGGGCUGCGUGACGCGCGGCAACCAGAACCGACUGACGCCCGACGGCGAGCCGCGCAUGUCAUACACAGAAUUCGUCUGGUUCCUGCUCGCCGAGGAGGACAAGACCCAUCCCACCGCCAUUGAAUACUGGUACAGAUGUAUGGACGUAGACGGGGACGGGUACAUUUCGAUGUACGAGCUGGAGUAUUUCUACGAGGAGCAGAUGCAGCGUAUGGAGGCCAUCGGCAUUGAGACGUUGCCUUUCAAUGACUGCUUAUGUCAGAUGUUAGACAUGGUGCACCCGGCGGAGGAGGGCAAGAUAACUCUGUCAGAUCUGAAGAGGUGCAAGCUGACGCCCAUCUUCUUCGACACCUUCUUCAACCUGGAGAAGUACCUCGACCACGAGCAGCGCGACCCCUUCGCCACGCAGAGGGACUCCGACUCAGAGAUGUCAGAAUGGGAUAGAUUCGCCGCCGAGGAAUAUGAACUCUUAGUUGCAGAAGAAGGUGGCAGCGAUGCGCAGGACCAAAUCUCAUACGAUGAGACAGAUGAAGAUUGCUUAUCACCAAAUAUAGACGAGAUCACGAACACUGAGGUGGCGGAGGAGUCGAGCGUGGAGGAGUCCACGCUGAGCGACAGCGCCUCCAGCGUGCUCAGCCGCGGCAAGGAGCCCGCCUCCGCCCGCCUGCAGCCCGCACCCGCCGCCACCACCGCACCACCCACCGCCGGCUUCGUCAAUCUUAGUUCUAUUUACUCCAUCGGGGGCGCCAACAGGUGGCCGAACCAACCAGACAACGUCUCCAAGAACGGUUUACCCGAUAGAAAAACUGAAAAACCGAUACCACCGGAGAAACCUGUCAGCUUACUAAUGAUGAACGGCAAAGUCGAUAACCGGUACUCCGGUUUUAGCAAUAAUAGCUUUUUAUACUCGCAGCUGCUCAACCCGACGGGUGCGCGCGCGAAAGACCCGCCCUCUUACACGGCGGCCACCGGUGGAGCGUUCGACAAGGCCGCGGAAAUUAAAAAGACCGCCACCUCCCCUAUCAAAACCCCAGUCAAUAAAUCACCGGUCACCAGUCCCGUGAACGGUGUAAAUAAAAUCUCCGAUAACUACGAAAGAGCGAUCGCCGAGCGUCUGAGCCCGCAACGAGAUAUAUCGAGAUUGAAUCGCAGCAGCUUGUUUAGUAAAGUUAACACCGGAGUGGUGUCCGGCAAAGUGAAAAAGAACAGCCCUCGUCGGUCCGGCAACGACGACGAGGACGAGGACUACGCGCGCGACAGUGACGAGUGUUCCAUUUAGAUGUAGUUUGUAACCUCGGUAACUUGGCAACAAGACUCCAGUGUUUUUGUUAAUGUUGCCAGUGUAUUGUAUCACAGUGUAACCAAAGAGCGCCGCGAAUUGUGUGCAAUUAAUGACAUUUUUUUAGUAUAAUCGUAACGCCGUUGAUUAGAAGAGAGAACUAUUUUUUCAACGUAUCCUAGUGGGCGAUACGUGCCUUGUGACGUAGCAAUUAGACAAAUCAGUAAUAUACUUUUAUAGAAUAAAAUGAAAGUAGACAUUCAUUAUUGUGGAAGGAAACCAUUUUGUAACAGGUUUGAAAAACGCUUGCUUUUUUCAGCAUUUUAUUAGUGUUUAUGUAUAAUUUACCUUUGUUUGUUAUUAUUUUUUAAUAUUAUAUUUGUCACAAAGUUAAUUUAUGAAAUACUAUGACUUGCAUGAGUUUCUAUACGUAAUGAAGAGUUUUAGAUCCUUAACCUUUAAACUAUAUUUAUAUUAAAACAAAAUGUUAUUUACUUUGUUAUAAUCUAUACCACCACAACAUAUUACGUAUUUCUUCUUUGUUGCUAAAGCCUUUUCAAACUGGUCGUGGUCAUCAGGUAUCAGUGACCAACUAGUGACCAAUUAAUAUUUCUUGACCGAAAAGAAUCAAACGUCAAUAAUUAAAAAAAAACAAAUUAAAAAAUUACAUAUAAAUGAAGAUGGUCAACAAUUUGCAGUCCAUAAAAAUGUAGAUUAAAAAUUGAAUUCAAAUAUAUAUGCUUCGUCAUUAUUCCGUCAUAAAACUCAUAUCAUAGCUCCAUCCACAUUUAAAAAUUAUUUUAUUACAAAAUUGUAUUGUUCUAGUAUUAAAAAUUACACGACCAAAAUUAGGUCAAAGUUUAGAAAAAACACAACCGUAAGUUAAAAAAAGAAACACGCACAGAUUAUUUAGAAAUUAAUGAAAUAUUUUUGAUAAGGUUUGACGAUAGUGGUACAUAAUACUAAUUUAUUUUUUGAUUGCGAAACAGCUAAAUUAAAUUGCUAAUGGCUGGCAUGUGCAUAAUUGUAUCAAAUAAUUAGAAAUAUUGUAAAAUGCUUUAUAUAAGUUAGAUUGAAACAGUUUUUGUAUCAAUUUGUAACAUAAAUAAAAAAUGUGAUUUAAUUUGGACACAUUUCUGAGUCAAGGUCAAAAAGCUAAAUUAAACUAAAAAAAGGCAAAGGCUCGUCGGCGGAGGUGUUAGUGAGAGUUAGGUUCGCUAAAAUAGUUGUACGUUAAUAAUUAAAAAUAAAUUUUUAGUUGGUGGCAUUUUGAAUUAUAAAAAUCCAGUAUCCAGGAUAAACUCAUCGAAAUUCAUGUUCGGAAAAAACAGGCCAUAUUUUUUUCAUUUUGGAUUUUUUCGUAAAUGACUUUUUAGAGUAAGGAGUGUUUGGUACUAAAUAUAGUUCCUUGUUUUGAAUUUUGUGCCUAAAUGUGUCUGUUCUAUUGUUUUUAUUGAAAUUUAACAAAAGUUAGUUCGAAGAAUCCGCAAAAUAACCGAAUUUAUUCAGGAAAUAACGUGUCGAAUUUACUUUGCUAUUUCUCAGUAAAUUAUUUUGAUCGACUCCGAAUUAAUUAAUAACGAUGAAAUGUUUUAAAAUUUUUGUUAAUUUGCUGACAUUUAAUAUUUACGCGGUUGAAAAUGGCAGCUGUAAAUAUGCUUGUAGAUUUAUGGUAGUUAAAUAUUGUAUCUAGUCUGCAGGGUGCUGGUUCGCAAAUUGUCAACCAUUCAGAAAAAAAAUACUUUUGUUAUUUCGAUAAAAAAAAACAGUUUGCCACAAUCAAAGAGUGGAUUUUAGAUUAGAAGUCUUUGCGACUUGAAUUUUAGUAACGUGUAACUCUUAUAAUAUUGUUGUGAUUAUUUAUAAACUUUCAAUCGGAUUUUCGCGUUCUUGCGAUAAUGUUUAAUAGUUGAUAUUUACUAUUCAAGUAAAUUAAAAAAAAAUCUUGUGCCUAUGAAUCUAUUUUUACGUUUAAAAAUAAUAAAAAUGCAUGAAUCUCACAAUAAAAACAAGCUUAUUAAUAUUAAACUAGUCACCUCAAUAAUAAAUAUCAAAAUAAGCCUAGUUGGUAGCUUUAUUGUGAAGAUCACAGGUUCGCAUCCUAGCAGACUUGGACUGAUCUGUUUUUCUUUCGUACAAAAGUUAUUUUUCUACCAAAACGAGAUAGUACAGAAGAUAAUAACUAUAGCUAUCUCUUUCUCUCAUUUUAAAAGGCAUCUGUUCAAACAAUUACCAAUUAGCAACCAAAACCAUUGUUCACAUUUUAACAAAUUUUAUUAAUAUGUUGUUUCAUGUUAAAGUUAAAAUAAAAUGUUUUUUUUUUUUGUUAAAAUAAAAAUAUGUUAAAGUACCUAUACUAGUACUUUGACAUUAGCUAUUAAAGACUUAGUUAAUUUAGUUCGUAGUUUACUUAUUAAGUUACCGAAUUUUUAUAGAUCUAAAUGUUUUGUAAUUAUAAUUGGUCAUUAAUUAUUAAAUUUAGGUACAUUAUAUUUAUUGUAAGUUUUUAAAGCAAAAAUUGCAUUCAUCAUCUGCAACUACAAAAUUAAACUAUAUCUUCCAUCGGAAAAACCCCAAGCCAUUUAUAAAUAGUGCCAUUAAGUCAGUUUGAUUACGAUUUUAUUAAUAUAAUCUAUAUUGUCGUCAGCCUAAUACAGUCAUUAUGUGAAUAUCUAAUACAAAAUGUGUAAUUUUUUUAAAUUAUUAAUUCAAUUUUGUAAAUAAAUGCCCCAAUAAAUUGUAUCAAAUCAAACGACUAGUAAAAAUUAAAUGUGACUUCAAUAGAAUGUUUUUAUUCAAAUUAUUGGAUAAAAACUGGAAAAAAUAUCUAUUAAAUUAGUUGUUACUGUGCAUGGGUGUUACCAUGCUAUUGCGUUUUUCAUAUUAUUUGUAUUGUAAUUUA